CUUCACAUUGAAAUAGUUAAGUCGAAAUAUACAUUUGAAAAUUUGAACUUGAAGCAUUUAUAAUGCAAAACCCUAAAGGAGACCAGCGGAGUUUAUCACAAGAUUCAACAGACUCUGACUCAGAUUCUUUACGGACAAUAAGAGUUACGCAAAUCAGUGUCGUUCCACCGCCACCCAGUCCAGAUAUUUCGUCCGGCAAUGAAGAGUUAGAGCCACCUCCACCCAUAGCCAGCAGAUCAGGCAGCCGGCAGUCUAAAAAGCAAGGCGUGCAAUUUAAGCGACCCACCUAUAGUUGGAAGCAACUCAAAGCGAAGCGUGCAACGCAUGUCAAAAAAUGGGAGAAAUUUGGAAAAGUCAUUGGCUGCAUUAUUUUGUAUAUUGUCAUAUUUUUUGUGAUUUCCACUUGGGUGUCCUAUUGCAUCGUUGUGCCACCCGCACACUGAAGCAGAGUGAAGAGUGCAGCAGCUGCCAAACUGUCAACGAGCUGCUUUGUGCCGUAGACUGACCGCUAACCGCUGCUGACUGACAAGUGGCACUCAGAACUAGCAACUGUUGUCGCUGGCACAGGCCAAGCUCUUCAAACUGCCCAACACUUACACAUGCACACACAGACACAGACACACAGACACAACUUGUGACUCCUAUGGCCAUUAUGCACUAGAGUACAGCAUCCUGGCGAUAUAGCAACCAACCAACCAACCAACGAGCAAGUCAAGUGGCGCGCCGUUUUGUCAAGAGCUGCACUGGCCUUUGCUUUUGUUUCUAUGUAAACUUUUUUUUCGAGUUUUUCCAACUGCCCUUUUUUCUAUGUGUGUGUGUGUGUUUUUUGGGCUACGCUUUGCGCGGAAAUGUAAAUUAAUUGGUUUAACAAAGUGCACUUGAAUUGCGCUGCGGGCAUCUGCUGCGCUGCUUGUUGUUAUUUUGUAGUUGACGAUCAUAAAAGUUUAACUGCCAACGUAAUAAUGCGCAACCCUCUAAAAAAUGAAAAAACAAAACCAAACUCACUGACAUUUGACAUUUAAGCAAUAAAUUUGAGUUACAGUUUUGAAAGCAGCAGACAUAAGUUUUAAGUAAAGUCAAUAAAAUGUGUUGAAAUUAGUACAA
This is a messenger RNA of Drosophila busckii, 1104 nucleotides long. RefSeq lists its product as uncharacterized. The coding region runs from base 63 to 443 and encodes 126 amino acids. The transcript is spliced from 2 exons. Lineage: Eukaryota; Metazoa; Arthropoda; Insecta; Diptera; Drosophilidae. The record is from RefSeq and is a predicted model, not a curated record.